Molecule: messenger RNA, 3456 nt
Organism: Anastrepha ludens (Mexican fruit fly)
Lineage: Eukaryota; Metazoa; Arthropoda; Insecta; Diptera; Tephritidae
Gene: Tudor-SN
Product: staphylococcal nuclease domain-containing protein 1
Exons: 5
Coding region: 202-2982 (926 amino acids)
Biological process (GO): regulatory ncRNA-mediated gene silencing; mRNA catabolic process
Cellular component (GO): nucleus; cytosol; RISC complex
Molecular function (GO): RNA binding; nuclease activity
Source: RefSeq, a predicted model, not a curated record
UAUUCGUUGCCACAACUGCCUGACUGCUGUCAAACCGAAGCAAAAUUUCACGGGCGGUGGUGUGUUAAUACUCGUGCAAACGUGGAACGGACGAAGCAGAAGCAGAAAGAAAGGAAGAAAAACCUUAAUUAAAUAGUGCAAUCGUCACGAAUUAUCAGUGCAUAAAUACCCGCUAUAGCAAGCAAGUUAUAUUGAAGCGAAAUGAGUGGACCAGCAGCGACAGCUCCAGCCACGGCGACAAAUAAGGAUGGCGAUUCAGCAGCGGUUGUACCAAAGCGGCGUGGUGUCGUGAAACAGGUUCUUUCUGGUGACACCGUUGUUAUUCGUGCCCAAAAAGGUGCGCCCCCUCCGGAAAAACAAAUCACUUUCUCGUAUGUUCUUGCACCCAAGCUAGCACGUCGCCCAGGCGCCGGAGGCGAUGAAACUAAAGACGAACCCUGGGCUUGGGACUCCCGCGAAUUUCUACGGAAGAAACUCAUCGGCGAAGAAGUUUUAUUCUCCUUUGAGAAACCUACCAAUUCCAAUCGGGAGUAUGGUUUUGUUUGGCUCGGUAAGGAUGCUGAAAGCGGCGAGAAUGUUGUCGAGACUAUGGUACGCGAAGGUUUUGUGACAGUCCGCCGGGAGGGUAGACCAUCUAACGAACUGCAACGUCUUAUCGAGCUAGAAGAUCAAGCAAAGUCGGCGAAUCGCGGCAGAUGGUCACAUGUUCCAACUGUUGACAAGGUGCGCUAUAUUAAAUGGACACAAGAAAAUCCUGCUCAUCUUGUUGAAUAUUAUGGUGGUAAACCCGUUAAAGCUAUUAUUGAACAUGUUCGAGAUGGGUCGACGGUUCGUGCCUUCUUGCUGCCUGAAUUCCAAUACAUUACUUUAAUGAUUUCGGGUAUCCGUUGUCCAGGAGUGAAACUUGAUGCGGAUGGCAAACCGGAUCUGAGUGUGAAAAUUCCAUUUGCCGAUGAGGCGCGUUUUUUCGUGGAAUCGCGUUUACUUCAGCGUGAAGUUGAAAUACGUCUUGAGUCCGUCAACAAUUCAAAUUUUAUUGGCACAAUCAUAUUCCCAAAAGGCAACAUUGCCGAAUCGUUGCUGCGCGAAGGUUUGGCUAAGUGUGUCGACUGGUCGAUGGCCGUCAUGAAGAGUGGUGCCGAUAAGUUACGUGCUGCCGAACGAACUGCUAAGGACAAACGACUGCGCUUGUGGCAAGAUUACCAAUCCAAGGCGCCUACUGUGAAUGCUAAGGAAAAAGAUUUCACUGGUACUGUAGUAGAAGUGUUUAAUGGCGAUGCUAUAAGCGUCCGCCUGUCAAAUGGACUAGUCAAGAAGAUAUUCUUCUCUUCGAUUCGUCCUCCACGUGACACUCGCUCCGGUGUCGGUGCUGAUGGUGAGGUUGUGUUACCUCCACGCGGUAAAAACUACCGCCCACUAUAUGAGAUUCCCUUUAUGUUUGAAGCACGUGAAUUUUUGCGCAAAAAACUGAUCAAUAAAAAAGUACAAUGUAAUUUGGAUUACAUUUCGCCAGCACGCGAUAAUUUCCCCGAGAAGUAUUGCUACACCGUUUUGGUGGGCGGACAGAAUGUCGCUGAAGCUAUGGUCGCGAAGGGUCUAGCCAACUGCGUACGUCAUCGUCAAGAUGAUGAUCAGCGUUCUUCAGUAUACGAUCAGCUUCUAGCUGCAGAAAGCCAGGCUAUCAAGGGUCAAAAGGGUAUGUUUGGCAAAAAGGAUAACGUGCCAUUACGUAUUAAUGACUUGACUGUUGAUCAUUCCCGCAUCAAAGUACAGUAUCUACCAUCUUGGCAGCGGGCUCUGCGUACCGAGGGUAUAGUUGAGUUCGUUGCAAGUGGUUCACGUCUACGUUUGUACGUGCCGAAGGAUAGCUGCCUGGUGACAUUCCUACUGGCUGGCAUUUCAUGUCCGCGUUCCUCACGCCCUGCACUGAAUGGCAGUCCAGCACAAGAAGGUGAACCCUACGGUGAGGAGGCCUUAGCUUUCACACGUGACCGAGUUUUACAGCGGGAUGUCUCGGUGCAUAUUGAUACCACGGACAAGGCCGGAUCUUCAGUUAUCGGUUGGCUUUGGACGGAUAACAAUGUUAAUUUGUCAGUGGCAUUAGUCGAAGAAGGACUCGCCGAAGUGCACUUUAGCGCUGAAAAAUCUGAAUAUUACCGUCAACUAAAGAAUGCCGAAGAUCGCGCUAAGGCUGCCAAGAAGAACAUAUGGGCAAAUUACGUAGAACAAGUCGUUGAAGAGAAACCAGUGGUGGUUGAAGAGGAGAAAGAUGAAAAGGCACCCGUAGAACGUAAAGUGAACUACGAGGAUGUUAUUGUAACCGAGAUUACUGCUGACUUGACAUUCUUUGCGCAAGCCGUUGAGAAUGGAGCAAAGUUGGAGGCAAUGAUGGCCAAGUUGCAUGCCGACUUCCAAGUCAACCCGCCAAUAGUUGGCGCUUACACUACUAAGCGCGGAGAUGUAUGCGCAGCUCAAUUUUCUGCCGACAAUCAGUGGUAUCGUGCCAAGGUGGAACGUGUUCAAGGCAAUAAUGCUACUGUGCUCUAUAUCGACUAUGGCAACAAAGAGACUGUGCCUACAAACCGUUUGGCAGCCCUGCCUUCUGCAUUCACCAGCGACAGGCCGUUUGCCACCGAGUAUGCGCUUGCUUUGGUUCAACUUCCCUCCGAUAAUGAAGACAAGGAAGAAGCACUACGAUUGUUUGCCGAGGAUGUGCUCAAUCGCACUGUAAAAUUGAAUGUCGAACUAAAACCUGCCACUGGGCCGGCAUUGGCAACGGUGCAUGACCCAGCUACCAAUGCCGAUAUUGGUAAGCAAUUGGUAGCUGAUGGCUAUGUGUUAGCCGAAAAACGUCGCGAACGUAAGCUUAAAGAUUUGGUGGAGCAGUAUAGGGCUGCCCAGCAAGCCGCGCUUACUGCGCAUUUGGGCAUUUGGAAAUAUGGUGACAUCACUCAGGACGAUGCGCCUGAAUUUAGCCGCUAAAACGGACGUGCGCGAUAGCGUUUUAAAUGUUUGUCUGUCACAUACCCGCCCUACAAAAACAACAACAUUCAUAGCUACAUACAUAAAUGAAAAAAUAACGAAAAAUAAAUGAAAAUGAGGUAUAGUAAGAAAAAUUACAGUAACUUGACAAGAAUUGAUUCAAAACAACAUACUCAAGUAGAGUAAAGUUCGAACAGAUAUUCAUAAAGUAAUAUGAAGUGCAAAAAAACCCAGAACAAUAUUACAUACACACACCAGGAGCGACGUAGUUGUACAUUAAAAAUAAAACAAAAUAAUCUGUACACAACAACAACGUCGGCAAUGCAUAAAUGCAUUACAGCUGGGCUUAAAGAUCGAUGUCUUAUCAUGCCAAUGCAGAAGUAUCCACACAAGCUUCGCAUAUAAAUACAUACUUCCAUGGCCACUAAAAUUGUAAAACAAAUAAAUAAAACAAAUCAAAAAAAUUUUUUAAGA